Messenger RNA from Cucurbitaria berberidis CBS 394.84, 1074 nucleotides. RefSeq lists its product as uncharacterized. NCBI's taxonomy places the organism in Eukaryota, Fungi, Ascomycota, Dothideomycetes, Pleosporales, Cucurbitariaceae. The record is from RefSeq and is a predicted model, not a curated record. Bases 1 to 1074 code for a protein of 357 amino acids. The transcript is spliced from 2 exons.
AUGGCACAAGCAGCUAGUAUCGUUGUCGCGGGCGCUUCGAUGGCAGCGCUCGCGUCGCAACCCGCCUUGAGAAGCACCCUGAUGACCGCGCUCGCAAGAUGGACAGGAUACAAUGCGCCUGGUGGUCUGUGGAGAAUAGCUGCGAUACUACUAGCACUAGCAAACCUCAAGAACCUGCCGUUUGUCUGGCAUUUACGCUUCUUCCGCGCAUUCUUCUACCAACUCUACCUCCAACCCACCCCCAUUCCUCCGCGCGCCCUCUUCCAACCCAUCAUCACAUCGACCCGUACCCCGAUCCUCGAGAUGGACUACAACCUCCACAAAUCCAAUAGCACCUACUUCUCCGACAUGGACAUCUCACGCACGCACCUAUUCACUGCUCUUAUUCGAAACGGCAUUAAGAAGAACAGUCGUUUAUACGGUGCCAAGAAGAGCGCGGUUCAGGGCGCUAUAGGAGCAACAGAGGGCACUCGAGGGAAACACAUGAUCGCUCUGGGUGGAAUAAGUUGUCUCUUCAAGAAGGAAAUCCUGCCCUACAAAAAGUACGAGAUGUGGACACGCCUAUUAUGCUGGGACAGGAAAUGGUUUUAUCUAGUUACCCAUCUAGUGAAGCCGGGGGCAGGCCAACCCUCAUCCUGGACACUACAGCCAUGGAAGAAGAAUAAACGAGUGGGUGCUGAAGAUGCUGUUGACCCGCAGAAGCUGCUGGGCGCCGUAUAUGCCACUGCCAUCGCGAAAUACGUCAUCAAGCGCGGUAGACUUACCGUCCCGCCCGAACAGGCCCUCUUGGAUGCGGAUAUGGUUCCCGCCAAGCCGGAGGGGUGGGUGUAUCAGUCUGGAGAGACACCAAGCAACAACGAGGACGAGCCUACCAAUGUAGAUGUAGACGUAAAUGGUAUCCUGCCCCAGGCUGCCAAUGGACAGGCCGACGAGUGGAACUGGGAUAUCAUUGAGGCGGAAAGGUUGAGGGGGUUGAAAGUCGCACAGAAGUUUGCCGAGAUGGAUGGGAUGCAUGAGUUCUUUGACGGUGGGAAAGAGGGUGUUUUAGGCGAGUUUGCAGACUUGUUGUUUUAG